UCUACCAGUACUAGUCCGGGAAGGCAGCUAUUGGGCUGAAAUAGAGGUUACAACAGUUUCAAAACCCAUAAAACAAUGUUCUUAGGCCAGUGUCAUAUGUUGUAAAACUGAAAUAAUGCUUUUUUAGGGCAGAAAUCCACCCCGUGUGUGUGAGUGAGUUCUAAAGUAGAGUAGAAGGAAGCCUUUUGCUUCUGCUAUACAGACAGUAAGAAUCCCCAUAACAGCAAAGAAGCCUUUCAUAAUACAUUUGCCCCUGUCAGUCCAGUUUGCGCCCAUUUAUUAAAGGAGAAGGAACAAGCAAAGCCUUUGCAUGGUGUUUCCCCUAUAUACUGUACAGCCAAUCUGACACUGGUUGGUAAUUUGCCCCCAGACAUGAAUCCUGUAAUGACUGGCUUCUAUGUCCGGCAGAUAACCAGUCCGGUCUAGCGACCCAGUGCAACUUGUCAGCAGGGAGCAGUUAAAACAAACACUGCUAUUACUUACUAAAAGUGGAGUAACAUUUGAACCUUACCCUCAGUCUUUAACCUUUAUUUGACAUAUAUUGUAGAACGCACAAUAUGUUUACAAAGAGGCUUUUUAGUGUAGAUUCCCUGACUGGCAGCAUUUCUGGGUUCAGAAUCACUUUACCAACUAUUAAAGUUCUUCUGCUGCCCCUAAGCAAUGUGCCCAGGCUCCUGGAACAUGAUCCUCCCAAGUAUUUUUUAACUACAUCCGCCUUUGCCACCGCCUUCCUUUGCCAUGGGAGCCCUCCAGUUUUCCUCCGGUACAGGUAUAACUAAAACCUUAUUGCCAUGGAUCUGGUCUCUGUACUUCUGUCUGUUGUUGUUUGUAUUUUCCUAUAUAAAGUCUUUUAUGGUGGGGAGAAAGAAUCUCAGAACUUCCCUCCUGGGCCCAAACCAUUACCGCUCAUUGGAAAUCUGCACAUAAUGAACAUGAAGAAACCCUUUCUAACCUUUAUGGAGCUGGCUGAGAAGUACGGCCCGGUAUUCAGUGUUCAGCUUGGGACAAAGAAGGUGGUUGUGCUUUGUGGCACUGAUGCAGUGAAAGACGCUCUUGUCAACCAUGCUGAUGAGUUUUCCGGAAGGCCCAAAAUUCCAAUGUUUGAUCAGACAUCUAAAGGACAUGGUGUUAUUUUUGCCGAUGGAGAGAACUGGAAAGUGAUGAGAAGAUUCACUCUUUCUACACUAAGAGACUUUGGGAUGGGGAAGAAAACUUUAGAAGACAGAAUCGGUGAAGAAAGUGGCUGUUUGGUGGAAACGUUCAAGUCCCAUGAAGGGAAGCCGUUUGAUAACACCUUAAUACUGAAUGCGGCUGUAGCCAACAUCAUUGUGCACAUACUGCUCAACCACCGCUUUGACUAUCAGGAUCCAACGCUGCUCAAACUUAUAAAAAGCGUCAGUGAGAAUGUCAGGAUUGGGGGUCGUCCUAUAGUUAUGCUGUAUAACACAUAUCCGUCUAUUAUGCAAUGGGUUCCUGGAAGUCACAAAAGUAUCUAUGAGAACUCCCAAAACUUACUCAACUUUCUUAAAGAGACAUUUACCGAACACAGGCAUCAACUGGAUGUAAAUGACCAGAGGGAUCUCAUCGACACAUUUCUUGUCAAGCAACAAGAGGAGAAGUCGUCUUCUACAAAGUUUUUCCACGAUGAAAAUCUGACAAUCCUUUUAAGCAAUUUAUUUGGUGCUGGAAUGGAGACGACUUCUACCACUCUUCGCUGGGGUAUCCUGCUAAUGAUGAAAUAUCCAGACAUUCAAAAAAAAGUCCAAGAUGAAAUUGACCAAGUGAUUGGAUCAGCAGAACCUCGGCUCGAACACCGGAAACAAAUGCCCUACACUGAUGCCGUUAUUCAUGAGAUUCAGCGAUUUGCCAACCUUGCCCCUAACGGCCUUCCCCAUGCAACAACUACGGACGUCACAUUCAGGGGCUAUUUCAUUCCAAAGGGAACCCAAGUGAUUCCAGUGCUGACAUCUGUCCUGCGAGAUAAAGCUUAUUUCAAAAAGCCAGAGGAAUUUUACCCUGAACAUUUCCUUGACUCAGAAGGAAAAUUUUUAAAAAAUGAGGCCUUCCUUCCCUUCUCAGCAGGUAAAAGAAUUUGUGCCGGAGAGACGUUGGCCAAGAUGGAACUCUUCUUGUUCUUCACAAAGUUACUGCAGAACUUCACAUUCCAACCCCCUCCUGGAGUUGAGGUCCAACUGACCUGUGGAGAUGCAAUUACAUCCAUACCUUUAGACCAUAAGAUCUGUGCUUUGUCUCGCAGCUAGGCAAACGCCACACAAAACAA
Molecule: messenger RNA, 2281 nt
Organism: Xenopus tropicalis (tropical clawed frog)
Lineage: Eukaryota; Metazoa; Chordata; Amphibia; Anura; Pipidae
Product: cytochrome P450 2K6
Exons: 10
Coding region: 792-2261 (489 amino acids)
Biological process (GO): aflatoxin metabolic process
Molecular function (GO): heme binding; monooxygenase activity; oxidoreductase activity, acting on paired donors, with incorporation or reduction of molecular oxygen
Source: RefSeq, a predicted model, not a curated record